This is a messenger RNA of Homarus americanus (American lobster), 3998 nucleotides long. RefSeq names its product RNA-binding protein 39-like (gene Caper). Gene Ontology annotation, molecular function: RNA binding. The record is from RefSeq and is a predicted model, not a curated record. Gene Ontology annotation, cellular component: nucleus. Gene Ontology annotation, biological process: mRNA processing. NCBI's taxonomy places the organism in Eukaryota, Metazoa, Arthropoda, Malacostraca, Decapoda, Nephropidae. Bases 1342 to 3159 code for a protein of 605 amino acids. The transcript is spliced from 12 exons.
GGUGGAUCAAUGUGAGCCCCGUACAACACCUCUCACAGUCUACACUCUCUGCUUCGCCAUAAACUCCAUCAUAUCGCCGCAAAUGAUGGAUGGUCGGGAAGUUAUGAGGAGAUAGCAGAGAGAAAGUCGGAAAUGACAGAUGACCUUGAUGUUGAUGCCAUGUUGGAAGCCCCAUUUAAAAAGGAGAUAACCUAUUCAGUCACUGUCUCCCACCCUCCAUGAUAAAACGGUCGUGAGCUCGAAUACUGUGCUCCCACCACCGCCAGGUACUGGUAGUCAUAAGUUAUACCUCUUGUUCAACACCAGACACAAUGAAGUGUCAUGUGAGCUGUUCACUAAUUGACCAAAAUACAUUGCAGAAACAAGAUGGCAGAAACUAAGAGUUUUAACUAGAUUCUUCAUGGCAAAAUGUUUUUCGCUGAGGAGUCGAGUAGAGACUCGAGAUGUUGGCCUGUAUUUCCUAAAUGUAUUUGGUGUGGUUAGGAACAGCUAUACCUCUGUAAGUCAUUGCUAGUAUUCUCACUAAAACUUUCAUCUUACCUAUGGUCUUGCUCAGAAAAAAAGUAGUUUGUAGCAAAUAUUGUUUUGAGUCACCUUAAGUUAAAUACAUGUACUGUACAUGAGUUUUAAGUAAGAUAAUUGGAUGUUUCUAACUUAGAUGAGUCAUAGUGGUAGUUAAGCAGCAGUUCCUGAAGUAACUUGAUAUAGGAUACAGUAUAAACAGUAUACCGAGCCAGUUGGAUUAUCUCUUAUGUAAUAAAUUACUCUUCAAAGUUUAGGGCACCAUAGUUUAAGGUAGGAAGAGAAUGUAGCAAGUCUAAUGAAGCUCUCAUCAGGAUAUCUUGUGUCUCUCUUUCUUGGAUAUUGUAUAUAUAUCAAACUGUAAGAUGAUCAUGAUAUCUUGAAUAGAUGUUUUCCUAGAAAUGAAAACCCUAACAAGGAUUUCAAGGACAUUUCUUUCAUAGGCUUGCUGUGUUAUCUUUUGUCACUGGCUUUUUUUUCGUGAAAUAUUCUUUGGAGGGAAUUUUUGAAAUUGUUUUUAAAGUUUAAUUUCCUAAAUAGAAGUUAAGAAGUAACUUGUGAAUUGCUGAAGUUUCCAAGCAAAUGAAGAAAUAGUAGUGAACACUGCUGUGCUAACAGAAUGGUACCAAAGUGAAAAGAAAAAAAAGUGGUUAUUGGUGCAGCUUCAGUGUGUCGGUGGUGGCCUGGUACUGACAACUUGGUAUCUCCACUCAGAUGCUGGCGCUGGCAAGCUCAGAACACCGAGGGAUCUCGCUCGUUACUCACUCCACUCAACACCCACCACCUUAAAUUGACCACAAUAUUUGUUGUUUAUGUGUCAUGAGGACAGUCAGUAAAACAGGUAUAACCUUGAAGAAAAUGUUAAGUUCUGCUGUGGUCAGUCUGAUCUUAUAUUCCUCUUUUUUUUUAUUAUUAAUUUUCCUCUUGUGCUGUGACUGGUGCAUGUGUUGUAUAUUGAUGCAAUAUAACUUCACGUGGCGUCAAGGCUCCAGUCUAAAGUUUGCGUUUUGCAGGCGGCCGUGCCUUGGUUGGACCCUACGGCUAGAGAGACAUCAGGACGGAGGCAGCUCGUCGGCAGACGCCAAACCAAAGGAAAAUGGACACACAUCCUCGAAAGACAGGAAAGACAAAGACAGAGACAAAGAUAGAGACAGGGAAAGAGACAGAGAUAAGGAGAAAAGAGAUAGGGAUAGAGACAGAGACAGAGUUAAGGACAAAGAUAAGGACAGAGACAGAGACAAAGACAGAGAUAGGGACAAGGAUAGACGCAGGAGAUCACUCAGCAAGUCCCGCGAUAAAGACCGCCGAAAGAAAACCAGGAGCAGGUCUAAGGACAAGGACCGCAGGAGGAAGUCACGCUCGCGUUCAAAGGACCGCGACCGCAAGAAAAAAUCGCGGUCGCGGUCACGUGACAAGCGGCGUAAGUCACGGUCUAAGGAACGCCGCCGCACCAGGAGCCGAAGCCGCGAGCGACGCCGCAAAAGCCGCAGCCGCGAACGCAGACGGAGCCGUAGUAGGGACCACAGACGCUCCAGGUCCAGGAGCAAGACACCUAAAACAGAACUUUCUGUCGAGGAGAGAGAUGCUCGAACUGUCUUCUGCAUGCAGCUCUCUUCUCGCAUCCGGUCACGUGAUCUGGAGGACUUCUUCUCCGUCGUGGGGAAGGUCAACGACGUCCGCAUCAUCACAGACACAAAGACUCGCAGAUCAAAGGGAAUUGCUUAUGUUGAGUUUUGUGAUGUAGAAUCUGUCCCAUUGGCCUUGGGAUUAUCGGGUCAGAAGAUACUCGGGGUGCCUAUCGUGUGCCAGCCAACGCAAGCGGAGAAGAACCGUGCAGCGUCGACAGCGGCCGUACAAGACCAGAAGGCUGCUGCAGGUCCAAUGAGACUGUAUGUGGGUUCCUUACACUUCAACAUCACAGAGGACAUGCUCAGAGGCAUAUUUGAACCCUUUGGGAAGAUUGACCACAUACAGUUGAUAAUGGACUCUGAAACAGGAAGAUCUAAAGGAUACGGGUUCAUUACAUUCCAUAAUUCUGAUGAUGCUAAAAAGGCAUUAGAACAGUUGAAUGGGUUUGAGUUAGCUGGACGACCUAUGAAGGUGAACCACGUCACAGAACGCUCAGAAACACAGCAGGGAACUUCCCUUCUUGAUUCAGAUGAAAUGGAGAGGGCGGGCAUUGAUUUGGGUGCAACAGGACGGCUUCAGCUGAUGGCCAAGUUGGCUGAAGGCACAGGUCUCCAGCUCCCUGCAGCAGCUGCAAAUGCAUUACACAUGCCCGCCCAACCCCAACAACAACCAGCACCACCCAUUGCAACUCAGUGUUUUCUCCUCUCCAACAUGUUUGAUCCUUCUACAGAAUCUAAUCCUAAUUGGGCAGAUGAAAUUCGAGAUGAUGUUUUAGAGGAGUGCAACAAACAUGGUGGUGUGUUGCACAUCUUUGUGGACCGACAGUCUGCUCAAGGUAACGUCUAUGUCAAGUGCCCAACCAUAGCAACAGCAGCUGCUUCGGUCAAUGCACUUCAUGGACGUUGGUUUGCUGGCAAGAUGAUAACUGCAGCGUACGUGCCAGUCAUGAGUUACCAUUCCCUUUUCCCAGAAGCCAUGACGGCAACCCAGCUGGUCUAUCCUCGAUGAACCGGUGACUAGACCCAAACUUCACUCCAUUAGUUUUUGUCAUUCAUUUGUUAUUCACCAUUUUUGUGGCGAGUUAUUUUUCAUCAUCUCGCAUUUACCGAGAAACUUUUGUUCCUUUUAUUUCACGGUACCUGUUGUAAGUAAUCCAGGGAUGGAUUUUUUCUCUAUUAUUCCUGGUACCUCGUGAUGUAUGUAGACCAGAUGGCUUCAUAUUUUCUCAUGCUGGUUAUGUUCUCAGCACCAAGAGAGCUAGUUUUUUAUAAUACAAAAAAUAAUGGAUAAUAGUGGUUGGUUUGUUUUUUUUAGAGAGGUUUUCUUAGUAUUAGAAUUACCAAUUGGACGAAGGCAUCAGAAGUGACAGUUUGAGUACAGUGUAUUAACUCGGGGGAGAAAUAUAAUUGUGGGGUAUUUAUGAAGUGUGACGAUGGGUAUUUUUUUUACUAAACAUAUUCCUUCCUCAUAUUGAGUGGCAGAUAGUUAAGAAUAUAUUAUUAAAAAAAAAUGUACCAAUAGAUUUUCCUUAAGCAGAGUUUUGCAUAUGAAAUUUUGUGAUUGUUUAAGUAGCAGAGGGGCUGACCAAAGAUGUGAGCUCAUUUUAAACUGGAGAUAUUCCUCAUUUUGAGUCAUUAGUCAACACAAUGCUAUUUUUUCAAGUGAACUGAAUGUACAAUGUUGGAAAUAAGAGGGAUUUAUAUGGGGCAUAUUACACAGUUUAAUGUGAAAAAGUCUGUAUGGAGUGUGUAAAUAUAUAUGUAUAGAUGGGUAUACAGAAUCUGAAUCCCUUGCACUCUCAAGUCAUUUUGUGCUUGUAAAAUAAACAAUAAAAUAACUACUACUAA